Messenger RNA from [Torrubiella] hemipterigena, 1666 nucleotides. NCBI's taxonomy places the organism in Eukaryota, Fungi, Ascomycota, Sordariomycetes, Hypocreales, Clavicipitaceae. The record is from the annotation of a GenBank genome assembly.
CUGGUACAAAGUCCCGCCAGCCCAGCGUCUCCUUUUUCUGUCCUACACCUUCUUUUUUCCUUCUUUCCUUCAUUGCCACAGCCAUACUUCACAAUGGAUUACGACACCAAGACCCCUCAGUCCGUUACAAGCGACCCCAAGUCCUUUGCUAGCGACUCUGUUCGCAGCAGAUGGCCCGUCAUUCUGACCGGCGCCAUUGACGACCUCUACCGCUCCGUCGGCAAGGCAGAAGACCCCGAGAAGCAGGCCGAAGGCAAGAAGAUUGUCGAGCAGCUCGGCGCCCUCAAGUACGAAGUCCAGCACGACCGCGUCCUCAGCCCCCUCCCCGAGGACGGCUUUCCCGAAGAAACCGCCGCCUACAACAAGGAGCUCGAGCAGCGCGGCAACCCGACAUGGCUCGACGUCCCCUGGCUCUUCUCCGAGUGCUACAUGUACCGCCGCAUCAGCAGCUUCUUCGCGCUCAGCACGCACUGGAAGGGCUACGACCUGUUUGCGCGCCAGAAGAUCGACACCUUCCGCACCUCCCGCAAUGCUGUCCUCGAGCUCGCCGCGCGCUACCGCGAGUUCAUUGAGCAGACUAAGACGGCUAAGCCCGACGAGGCUACCGAGGAGAUUCUCUUCCGCGAGUUCUUUGAGAUUUGCCUCUGGGGCAACGCCACCGAUCUGUCGCUCCUGACAAACAUGACCUACGAGGAUAUCCAGAAGCUCCAGGGCAGCGAGGCCCGCAAGAAGGCCGAGAACAACAUCCUCUCCAACGAUCUCCCUGCCGUGUAUGAGAUCCUCAAGAAGGCCCGUGCUGAGGGCAAGGCUGAGCGCCGCGUCGACAUUGUCCUUGACAAUGCUGGCUUUGAGCUCUAUGUCGAUCUCAUUCUUGCUGGGUUCCUCCUUGCUACGGGCCUGGCUACCCAGAUUGUCAUCCGCCCCAAGUCGAUCCCCUGGUUCGUCUCGGACGUGCUACCUACUGACUUCAGCGCUCUGCUCAACGCCAUCUCCAACCCCCGUGCCUUCUUUGAGACCCAGACCGACGAGGAGGCUACGCUAGAUAAGACCCCUGCGCCUCUCACGCAAAAGGAGAAUGAUGACCUGCUCUUUGUCUUCCAGGACUGGGCUAUGUGCCACGCCGAGGGACAGCUUGUCAUGCGUCCUAACCGCUACUGGACUGCCGGCGGCAGCUUCUGGCGUCUGCCCCACGAGCAGCCCUCUCUUGCUGACGAGCUCAAGGAGGCCGAGAUUGUCAUUUUCAAGGGCGAUCUCAACUACCGCAAGCUGACUGGCGAUGCCUGGUGGGACCCUACAACCUCCUUCACAGAGGCCAUUGGCCCCAUGGGCGCUGGCUCGGGCAUCAACGUCUUGUCUCUGCGAACUUGCAAGGCUGAUGUCGUUGUUGGGCUUCCGGCCGGCAAGGACGAGGAGCUUAGAGCUCUUCCUAAUGGCGGCGGCGACUCUGGUUCCCGUAAGUGGGCUUGGGGCGGCAAAUGGGCCGUCGUGUCAUUGUCCAAGGGACAGUAAACAAAGACGAUGGGUGGGAUACCAUGAUGGUUGAUUAUAAUGACGCUUUACUUUAGGGACUGAAAAAAUGCAUGUUUAUUAUGAUAGAUUUUAUAGAAUUAUCUUUUCAAAUAGAAAUGAAAAGAAAGGUAGACAAUCUAGGUUUCUCCCUCUGUGA